AUGGAGAGUUCCAGCGGCAGCAAGCCAGUCAUGGUGACGUCCUCGCUCAACUUCAAAGUCACCACGCCGUCCUUCUACAACCAGCCAAAGAAGUUUGCCUCUGUGGCCCCGCCGCGGCCUAAGAGCAUGACGCCGCCCUCGGCCCCAUCACCGACACCUCUGGGCACGGGCGUGAUCGGACGUGUUGGCGAUAUCCCCCCGCCACCUCCUAUGCUCUGUGAAGAUUUCCCACCCCCUCCUCCUCCUCCUCCAAUGGAUGACGAAUUGCCUGCUCCUCCCCCUGAAUGCCAGAUCACACCUCUGGCUUCGGACGCCCCCCCGCCGGCUUUUCCGGCUCCCCCACCUGUAGCAGAUGACCUUCCCCUACCUGCCGCUCCAGAGGAGAGUGCCCAUUUGACAAGCUUCCCCACUCCCCCUCCUCCGCCGCCACCACCUCCUCCUGCCGCCAAUACUACCGGUUAUUCCAGCACUGGAGUGAACUCUCAGAGGGUUAUGACCAAGCAAACAAGCCUGGAUAAGCAGAUCGACUCCCUGACAAACAUGCUCUCCGAAAUGGAGACGCGGGGGCCCUUCAACCCUAAGUUGCCAAACCAGUAUUCUUCAGUGCAAUCGGCCAAACCAGCCGGUCCCCCACCAACAGCCCCAAAGCCAGCGCUCUCUUUCCUACCACCUCCCGAAAUGGGCGAUCGCCCCCCUCCUGCACCCUGGGCAGAGGAGUUGAAAGCCCGAACCAACCGACAGGCUAACCACAACUCACCACCACCACCAGUGGCCAAGUCCCCAUUCGGAGCGCGGCUAACUACUUCGUCUUCGUCUCUUGCGAAAAAACUCAACCAAAACCUGAACCAGAACCAGACUCCAAAUUCUGCCAGCAGUCCGCAGAAAACCACCCCCGUGUCCACCAACAGCACUUUUCCUCCAGUUCCGUCCUCUCCACCUGCACCUGCUGCUUCACCAAACAAUAUUGCUGGCACUCACAUCAAGAGUCCUCAGUUUGUCAGUCAGAAUCAAAACAAACCUGUUGCUGUACCUCCUCACCAAACGAAAACUGUGGCAUCUCCUCCGCCAUCUUCCUUCAAUCAGCCAAUGAAAUCGCCUCCUGCAUCUACGCCGUCACCUCCUGGACCAGUGUUAACUUCGGGAGGAGGCGUACCACUCAACAUGAAAGAAGUGGAGGAACUGGAAAGAAUGACCAAGGACUUCAUUAAAAACAUGGACGCCCACCCACCUGUAGGCCCUGCCCCUAUGACCGACCAUUGCGGCAAAUGCGGUGAGGCGCUGUCCCGCACUCAGCCGGCAGUGCGAGCCAUGGAGAAACUUUUUCACUCCAACUGCUUCUGUUGCAUUACAUGCCAUCGCCCCCUGCAGGGAAUGCAGUUCUAUGACAGGAAUGGUUCUCCAGAAUGUGAGGAAUGCUACAUGAAUUCCCUGGCGGUGUGCUCCCGUUGUGGAGAGAGGAUCACAGACCGCGUUCUGAAGGCAGUUGGUCAGUGUUUCCAUUCCCACUGUUUCCGCUGUAGCACCUGCUCCUGCAUACUGGAAGGGGCACCCUUCAUCACGGACGAUAACAACAACCCUUACUGUGUCCAGGAUUACCACAGGCGUUUCUCUCCGCUGUGUGUGAGCUGCAAUGAGCCCAUUAUUCCGGCGCCGGGCAGCGAGGAGACUGUUAGAGUGGUGGCUCUCGACAAGAACUUCCACCUUAAGUGUUACCGCUGCGAAGACUGUGCUCGCCCUCUCUCCAUCGAAGCGGACGAGAACGGCUGCUAUCCGCUGGAUGGCCGCAUCUUGUGUUUGAAGUGCCACGCCAAGCGAGCCAAUUAG
Messenger RNA from Nerophis lumbriciformis (worm pipefish), 1824 nucleotides. The record is from RefSeq and is a predicted model, not a curated record. Lineage: Eukaryota; Metazoa; Chordata; Actinopteri; Syngnathiformes; Syngnathidae.